AUGUAAUAAUAAUAAAUAUUACCUCCAUAUACAUUGACAUUAAAGGAGUUGUUGAGCAGACCCAAUUUGGUGGUUGUCUCCGAGGAAGGCAUGAGGUUCAGAACUGAAAUUCGGGAGGAUACCAGGAGUGCUUCUCCCAUCCCCAAGAAAGGGAGCAACAAGACACUCAGGAUGGACAAGUCUAAAGAGUUGACGAGUGGUGCUCUUAGGAUAGGGAAUUCAUCGUUUUAUCAAGGGAGGUAAGAAGUAAAGUGUUUAAAUGAGACAAAAAGACCCCCACUUAAAUAGUAGUCAUUUAAAGGCUCAAAUCUAGAAGCCGUAUGAUCAGAAAUUGAUGGAGAAAUUAACGAGUAAAAUUUUAAGAGCGGAAACUCCGAUUCAGACUAUCUCAAAUAGAUUACAAGAAUUAUACAAUGAGUUUGAUAAGAACAACAAAAGAAUAACGAAGUUUGAGGAAACUAUCGAUUAGAGCAGUAAAGAAGCCACUUUGGCUGUAAUUGAAUCCAAACUAGGCAAAUUGCAUGAAAACUAUUAGAUUGAAUUGAAAAAAAGAGAGUGGACUCAAAAAGUAUGAUGUUGUGAAUCUAAUUGCAAGCACAUUCAAGAGGUGUUGAGACAGUAGAAGUUAUACAAUCAAAGAUAAAAUGAAUUGUACGACAGUAAUUUUGAGAGGCCUCGCAAUAAAGAAAUUGAAGAAUCAUAUUAUAAAGAUCCAAAGUAUUUACAGAGAAAACAAAUAAGGUUGCGUGAUUAUCAGAAGUAUAAAUACGAAGUAGAGUUUAUAUUGAAAUGAAUAGAAAUACUGGAAAUUGCAGCCAAUAAUUGGAAAACUUUAGUCCUGAG
Messenger RNA from Paramecium octaurelia, 843 nucleotides. NCBI's taxonomy places the organism in Eukaryota, Ciliophora, Oligohymenophorea, Peniculida, Parameciidae. The record is from the annotation of a GenBank genome assembly.